Messenger RNA from Pan troglodytes (chimpanzee), 3511 nucleotides. It is a transcript of the gene CCDC120, whose product is annotated as coiled-coil domain containing 120. The record is from RefSeq and is a predicted model, not a curated record. NCBI's taxonomy places the organism in Eukaryota, Metazoa, Chordata, Mammalia, Primates, Hominidae. The transcript is spliced from 11 exons. The coding region runs from base 618 to 2603 and encodes 661 amino acids.
AGCUUGUUCGCUCCUGGCGCUCCCAGGGCAAGAAAAAUCGAAGACCCGAGCCGGCGCCUGCGCACUUAGUCUCCGCCGCUGCUGUGGUCUCGUGCCCCGCCCCCCGGUCCCCCCACCCCCUAGGCUAGGCUGAGCGGCGGAGGUGGCCGUGCCGCUGGAAGCGGACAGACCCGAGUUAGAGGUGGGGGCGGGGGUCCAUCGCCCGCGGCCGGGCCGGCGCUCCCCUCCUACCCUCCCCGCGACCCCCGUCUGGCCCCCACGGCUAACGGUAGCGCAGCCGAACACGGCCCACGGGCAGGGCGCCGAAGAGGAGCAGGCGCGCGCCCGGGGACGAGCAGGGCGCAGUGAGGGAGGGGCGCGUCCACUGCCCCGGCCGGCCUACACCGACCCCGCCUACUGCGGCGCGGGGACCCUUGGCAAGACUCGUGGCUGUGACCCAUGGGCCUCUGAGGAGGCGUUGUAAGUCCGCCCAGCUCCCCACUUGCUGUGCUCUCACUCAAUGCGAAGGGAACCAAGGUACCAGGGCCAAGUGGAUCCAGACAUCCACACGGAUUCUGAAAGGGCAGGUCAAGCAGACUUUGUCCAGCCAUCAGCCACGGCCUCUCGACAGCACCAAGAUGGAAGUCAAAGGUCAGCUGAUCAGCUCUCCUACCUUCAAUGCCCCAGCUGCCCUGUUCGGAGAGGCUGCCCCCCAGGUGAAGUCAGAGCGUCUGCGGGGGCUGCUUGACCGGCAGCGGACCCUGCAGGAGGCCCUGAGCCUGAAACUUCAGGAGCUCCGCAAAGUGUGUCUCCAGGAGGCGGAGCUGACUGGCCAGCUGCCCCCUGAGUGCCCACUAGAGCCUGGUGAACGGCCCCAGUUGGUCCGCCGGCGGCCCCCCACAGCCCGCGCCUACCCUCCACCGCACCCCAACCAAGCACACCACUCCUUGUGCCCUGCUGAGGAGCUGGCUCUUGAGGCCCUGGAACGCGAGGUGUCAGUGCAACAGCAGAUCGCGGCGGCCGCCCGCCGCCUGGCCUUGGCCCCUGAUCUGAGCACCGAGCAGCGCCGGCGCCGGCGCCAGGUCCAGGCAGAUGCACUGAGGAGGCUGCAUGAGCUAGAGGAGCAGCUCGGGGAUGUCCGGGCCCGCCUUGGCCUCCCAGUGCUCCCGCUGCCCCAGCCACUGCCACUGUCCACGGGGUCAGUGAUCACCGCCCAGGGAGUCUGCCUGGGCAUGCGUCUUGCUCAGCUCAGCCAAGAGGACGUAGUUCUGCACUCAGAGAGCAGCUCCCUCUCAGAGUCUGGGGCCAGCCAUGACAACGAGGAGCCCCAUGGCUGCUUCUCUCUGGCCGAGCGCCCCUCACCACCCAAGGCUUGGGACCAGCUGCGGGCAGUAUCUGGGGGGAGCCCUGAGCGGCGAACCCCAUGGAAACCACCUCCAUCAGAUCUUUAUGGGGAUCUGAAGAGCCGGCGGAACUCUGUGGCCAGCCCCACCAGCCCCACACGCUCGCUGCCCAGGAGUGCCUCCAGUUUUGAGGGGCGAAGUGUGCCUGCCACCCCUGUCCUCACCCGGGGCGCUGGCCCCCAGCUCUGCAAACCUGAAGGCCUUCAUUCUCGUCAGUGGUCCGGCAGCCAGGACUCCCAGAUGGGCUUCCCCCGGGCCGACCCUGCCUCCGAUCGCGCCUCCCUCUUCGUAGCUCGCACCCGCCGCAGCAACAGUUCUGAGGCCCUGCUGGUGGACCGGGCCGCUGGUGGGGGAGCUGGCUCCCCGCCUGCCCCUCUGGCUCCCUCUGCCUCUGGCCCCCCAGUCUGCAAGAGCAGUGAGGUGCUGUAUGAGCGCCCCCAACCAACCCCUGCCUUCUCCUCCCGCACAGCAGGCCCCCCAGACCCUCCCCGGGCCGCCCGGCCUAGCUCAGCUGCCCCUGCCUCCCGAGGUGCCCCCCGGCUCCCACCUGUGUGUGGAGACUUCCUCUUGGACUAUUCCUUGGACCGGGGCCUGCCCCGCAGUGGCGGUGGAACAGGCUGGGGGGAGCUGCUGCCUGCAGCUGAGGUCCCAGGACCCCUCUCCCGCCGGGAUGGGCUCCUCACCAUGCUCCCCGGCCCACCACCUGUGUAUGCAGCUGACAGCAACAGCCCCCUCCUCCGCACCAAGGACCCCCACACCCGUGCCACUCGCACUAAGCCCUGUGGCCUGCCCCCAGAGGCUGCCGAAGGCCCUGAGGUGCAUCCAAACCCUCUGCUGUGGAUGCCCCCACCCACCCGCAUCCCCUCGGCUGGUGAACGCAGUGGCCACAAGAACCUGGCUCUGGAGGGGCUGCGGGACUGGUACAUCCGGAACUCGGGACUGGCUGCGGGGCCCCAGCGCCGGCCUGUGCUCCCUUCCGUGGGCCCGCCACACCCACCCUUCCUCCAUGCCCGCUGCUAUGAGGUGGGCCAGGCGCUGUACGGGGCCCCCAGCCAGGCGCCACUCCCACACUCGAGGAGUUUCACGGCGCCCCCUGUCUCUGGCAGAUACUACGCGGACUUCCUGUAUCCCCCGGAGCUGAGCGCUCGUUUAAGUGACCUGACGCUAGAGGGGGAGCAGUCCUCCAGUUCUGACACCCAGACCCCGGGGACACUGGUCUGACCCCUUCUGAUAUGUCCCUUGUUGGCCUGGGCACGAUUCCAAUCUGGGGAGCACACAGCUGACCUCGCUGGGCCCUGGGGUGUGGUUGCUCUCAGUCCUGAGCGGAGUGCGCCAACCUAAUCUUCCAAGGCCCCUGGCUCCCCGUAGGCCCAGGAAGGUGUCUGACACCCUGCUUCUUCUCUCACACUGUGCUGGGGACUGGGGGCCCUCAGCCAGCUUAAAAGAGGGGGGAUGAUGUCAUGGGGACCCCAAGCCCCUUCCUCCAUUUAUGUUUACAGUUGUGACUUAGGUAUUCACUGUCUUCCUCCAACACUAGGCGUUUUACAAAAGGGAAACUGUGAUCUCAUCUGGUUGGGUUCAUUCCUGUUCCCAUGCCCAACCAGGUUCCAUUCAGGAACCCCCUCCAUAAAAUGGACCAUAUCGGGUCUCAGGGCCAUUUAGGGCAGCCAGGAGACUCUGGUGUGAACAGAAAUCCCUGCCACGCAUCGCCAGGGCAGUUGUUGGGGCAGUGGGCUCUCUGCCCACACUUGGAAGGACUGCAGUCUGGGUGGGAUGCCUGAAAGAGCCCAACCCCGUCUGUGCCCAUGGCCUCUGCCCUGACCACCCCGUCAGGAGGCCCCACAGGAGGGGUAAAGGGAAGAGCCAUCAGGUGUGCUGUGUCCUGGGAUCCUGUGGGGGUUGAACUUGGCAUCUACCAGAUCUGGCACCCGGUAGAUGCCAGUGAAAUCCUUAGGUGAGGUCUGCCUACGGGCCACGGGCCACUCACCACUCACACCUUCCUUGGCUUUCCUUCCACCCUUUUUUUUUUCUCGAGACGGAGUCUUGCUCUGUCGCCAGGCUGGAGUGCAGUGGCGCAAUCUCAGCUCACUGCAACCUCUGCCUCCUGGGUUCUCCUGCCUCACCCUCCC